This is a messenger RNA of Portunus trituberculatus (swimming crab), 714 nucleotides long. RefSeq names its product putative mediator of RNA polymerase II transcription subunit 12. NCBI's taxonomy places the organism in Eukaryota, Metazoa, Arthropoda, Malacostraca, Decapoda, Portunidae. The record is from RefSeq and is a predicted model, not a curated record. The transcript has a single exon. The annotation marks the transcript as partial.
CAGCUGCAAAGCCUGAACCAGCAGCUGCAAAGCCUGAACCAGCAGCUGCAAAGUCUGAACCAGCAGCUGCAAAACCUGAACCAGCAGCUGCAAAGUCUGAACCAGCAGCUGCAAAGCCUGAACCAGCAGCUGCAAAGCUUGAACCAGCUGCUGCAAAGCCCGAACCAGCAGCUGCAAAGCCUGAACCAGCAGCUGCAAAGUCUGAACCAGCAGCUGCAAAACCUGAACCAGCAGCUGCAAAGUCUGAACCAGCAGCUGCAAAGCCUGAACCAGCAGCUGCAAAGCCUGAACCAGCAGCUGCAAAGCCUGAACCAGCAGCAGCAAAGCCUGAACCAGCAGCUGCAAAGUCUGAACCAGCAGCUGCAAAGUCUGAACCAGCUGCUGCAAAAAAACCUGAACCAGCAGCUGCAAAGUCUGAACCAGCAGCUGCAAAGCCUGAACCAGCAGCUGCAAAACCUGAACCAGCAGCUGCAAAGCCUGAAUCAGCAGCUGCAAAGCCUGAACCUGCAGCAGCAAAGCCUGAACCAGCUGCUGCAAAGUCUGAACCAGCAGCUGCAAAGGCAGAACCAGUAGCUGCAAAGCCUGUACCUGCAGCAGCAAAGCCUGAACCAGCAGCUGCAAAGCCUGAACCAGCAGCUGUAAAGCCUGAACCUGCAGUUGCAGAACCAGCAGCUGCAAAGCCUGAGCCUGCAGCAGCAAAGCCUGAAGCAGCAG